AUGUUCAAGCUGUCUGGACCAAGCUCCUUGCAGCUGGUGCCCAUCAGUAAGAUCCACAUCUCCUGGUUCGAGCAAAUACUAAUCAUACUUGAGUCCUCAACCUGUGUCCCAAAUACCUCCAAGAUUCCCAUACUUGCACCAAUACACAAUCCAGACAUCUGUCCGCUUUGGUCAGAACGGUGGGAGCUUAGAACUCGGCCUCUGGGCUGUCAUGUUUCCACUAUCACAUUCCUCACGUGUAUCAUUUCGGUGUUGGCUACCUUUCUAGCUGUGGGAGCUGCUGUGGUGGGAUUCAAAGUGGGAUGGAGAAUCCAGGCAAACUGGAAGACCAGGUCGGAAGGUUGGUGGAAGGUAUGGAGUCUUUACCGGCCAGGAUGGUGGAGAGGCUGGAGACUCAGGUGGAUAUUGGCCGAGCUUUCUCAGGCCACAGAGUGUUAG
Lachnellula hyalina is the source of this 438-nucleotide messenger RNA. RefSeq lists its product as uncharacterized. The record is from RefSeq and is a predicted model, not a curated record. Lineage: Eukaryota; Fungi; Ascomycota; Leotiomycetes; Helotiales; Lachnaceae. The transcript is spliced from 2 exons. The coding region runs from base 1 to 438 and encodes 145 amino acids.